Molecule: messenger RNA, 1143 nt
Organism: Macadamia integrifolia
Lineage: Eukaryota; Viridiplantae; Streptophyta; Magnoliopsida; Proteales; Proteaceae
Product: polygalacturonase-1 non-catalytic subunit beta-like
Exons: 2
Coding region: 217-1077 (286 amino acids)
Source: RefSeq, a predicted model, not a curated record
ACCACCAAGGCACGGUUCCAAAGGAAUCCGUUCUCUAUUUCAGUUCCACCAUGAUGCAUCCCAUUGUAUUGCUUGGACUUCUGAUAGUAGCAUACUCUAGUGGUUGUCAUGCUGAAAAUACGUUCUUGCAGUACUGAGAAAAGUAUAUUCAUCUUUCACAACCUCCAUAUUGGUUAGCUGCAAAAGGCUUCUCCAUUAAGCCGUCAUCAGGUGGGAAUGUUUAUGAAACUUAUGGAGGAAAAUGAAUUGGCUUCUCACUUGCGUUUGUUCUGUAAGCAGGCUAAUGUUGCUUGUUCUACAAAUGCAUUGGUAAAGAAGAGAAUGAACGACACUACAAUGCCACCAAUAGCCCCAUGGAAUGUCGACAAAGUGAAAUAUGAAGGCCUUCCAAAUGACAUACCUUUGUCAGUUGCCAGCCAAGGAGGUAUACGAUAUUUCCUGGAGUCAAUGGUGAAAGAGGGAGGAUUCAUACCUGUCCCUGAUCUAAGGGACCAUAUACCAUAUAAAUCAUUUGUGCCACGACCUCUGGCAUCAAAAAUCCCAUUUUCCUCUUCCCGAAUUGAGGAAUUGAAUAAGCUUUUUGGUGUGGUGAAUAAAUCAAACAUGGAUAAAUAUAUUCAAGAUACUCUUCAGACAUGUGAGAAAAAUCCCAUUAGAGGUGAGCAAAAUAUUUGUGUGACUUCUGCCGAGGAUCUCAUCGAUUUUGUUGUUGAGAAAUUAGGUCACCAUGUGCAAUUAUGGAGUACUGAGAGCGUUGAAGGGUCUUAUGAGAAUGUCACAAUAGGAGUUGUGAAACUCAUAUAUGGAAACCUUUCUGAACCACCAGCCAUAUGUCAUAGUAUGCCAUUCCUAUUUCAAGUCUAUUACUGUCAUGUUUUCCAAAAAAUAAAAGUAUAUGCAGUUGAUAUACAUGCUCUGAAGAAAGUGAAUCAUGCGAUCAUGGCAUGCCACUAUGACACAUCAACUUGGAACCAAAAUCAUCUUGCUUUUAAGAUACUAGGUUUCGGCCCAGGCCUCAUUGAAGUCUGUCAUUGGAUAAAUGAGAAUGGAGUAGUAUGGACAAAGAUAUUAGAUUGAGUAAGAUUUGAAGAAUUGAUUGUCUCUCAAUUCUCUUGUUUGCAUUACAUAUUACUGCUUAUGUUA